Botrytis fragariae is the source of this 1707-nucleotide messenger RNA. RefSeq names its product putative general amidase protein. The record is from RefSeq and is a predicted model, not a curated record. The transcript is spliced from 9 exons. Bases 1 to 1707 code for a protein of 568 amino acids. NCBI's taxonomy places the organism in Eukaryota, Fungi, Ascomycota, Leotiomycetes, Helotiales, Sclerotiniaceae.
AUGUCUUCAUCUUGGCAAGCUCAAGCAACAGAAAGGGCUUCUUUAAUCCUAGAGAAAAUCCCUCAUCAAUGGAGACUCUCGUCAAAUGAAAUUGCAUAUGCAAGAGCCCAGCGAAAUAUUACAUCAUCUAUCAUUUGCAAAUAUCUAGAUCGAUUCGAGCAAGAAGUCUUGAGUCAUGAUCCAAUUUCUAUGGUAAGGAAGCUUAGAAGUGGAGAGUGGGCAGCGGUUCAAUGUGUUCUGGCUUCUUGCAAAAUUGCUUGCAUUGCUCACCAAAUUAAUCCUUGCUUGCUUAACAUAAUGAUAUCUGAAGCAGUGGAAAAAGCGAGAGGUUUAGAUGAAUCCUUUAAAAAUGAGGCGGGGUCUAUCAAAGGGCCUCUUCACGGUCUUCCAAUCAGCGUCAAAGAUCAAUUCCAUAUAAAGGGGUCGGAUACGACCAUGGGCUAUGUUGGAUGGAUCGGUACUUUUGAGGGAGAUAGCAAUAGCAAUAAGGUGGGUAUGGUAGAUAGCCAGAUCAUCUCUGAAUUAGAGGAGCAAGGUGCGGUAGUCUUCUGUAAAACCAGCUUGCCACAAACCGUUCUCUAUGACGAAACUAUCAAUAAUAUCAUAGGCCAGACACUCAAUCCAGUCAAUCGACUUCUCUCCUGCGGUGGUUCUUCUGGGGGUGAAGCCGCGCUCAUCUCGAUGGGUGGAAGUUCAUUGGGUAUAGGUACUGAUAUUGGUAUCUACACCGUUCUACAUACCGUUAGUCCAACAAUUGACUUCAGCAUAGCCGGUUCCAUUCGUGUACCAGCUGCAUUCUGUGGUAUUUACGGCAUUAAGCCAACUCAUAAUAGAUUCUCUUACCGAGAGGUUGCCAAUACUAAUCCUGGGCAAACACUAAUCCCCUCCUCAGUUGGAUUCCUUUCACGUUCGCUCGAAAGCCUAGAGUUAGUCAUGAGCAGCCUUUUGUGCACAUCACCUUGGCUCCGCGAUCCAGCUGUCGUUCCAAUACCCUGGCGUAAAGAGAAUCAACCUGAGGCCGGGAACAGGCUCAAGUUUGGCAUUUUCUGGUGGGAUGGAAUGAUUCAACCUCAUCCGCCUGUUACACGGGCAUUAAAAAUGGUUGUAGCUGCUUUGAAGAAUGCAGGACAUGAGGUCAUAGAUUGGUGUCCACCAUCUCAUAGUAUACCCGAGCGACUUCACCCAGCAAUAAUGAAUGCAGAUGGAUCCCGUCAUAUUCAAAAACAGCUAGCAUUAUCCGGGGAGCCAUUAAUCAAUGAUUUACAAAACUUUUACACAUUAAAACCACCAAUGUCUCUUCUCGAAUAUCAAGAUCGAGCACUACAACUCCGAGAUUAUAGACAGGCUUACUCUGAUUAUUGGAAUAGUACAGCAGAUGCAGAUGGGAAUGUGGUGGAUGCAGUAAUAAUGCCCGCAGCUCCCCAUGCUGCUGUUAUACCUGGAAAUUGGGAACAUCUCGCUUACACGGAAGUUCUCAAUCUUUUGGAUUAUACGGCGUUGGUUAUUCCAAUCACUCAUGCGGACAAGGAUGUGGAUGAACAUCAUGUUUAUGUACCGGUCAGUGAGAAGGAUUUGAGGACUUGGACGGCGUAUGAUAAAGAGAUAUAUGAGGGUGCACCUGUUGGGAUACAGAUUGUGGGGAGAGUGUGUGAGGAGGAGAAGAUUAUUGGGGUGGCGAAGAUUGUCGAGGAGGCUUUGGGGAAGUGA